Messenger RNA from Trichobilharzia regenti, 1599 nucleotides. Lineage: Eukaryota; Metazoa; Platyhelminthes; Trematoda; Strigeidida; Schistosomatidae. The record is from the annotation of a GenBank genome assembly.
AUGAGCCGUGUUUUGAGAUCUAGCAUCCGGGAAAACAAAUCAGAAAACAUUACACCUAGACCAGAGCGCAAUAAAAGAGUAUUUUCUGUAUUACCCUCAGUGUCAUCCGCUAUAACAAAAACACCCACUCGACGUCUUACUCAGACAAAAAGAUUACAAUCCUUUGACACUCCUGAAGAAGUGAAUACAUCUACUGCCUCGAAGUCACCUAAGCAAGACCUAGUGCAUACGCCAGAUAAAUCCAAGACACCUGAUAUUCCAAAAGAAAUAUCUUCAACUACUGAUCGCAGCCCUUCUAGUACAGAAUGUCAAUCUCAUAUCCCCAAUAAGACCAACCAGCCUUCAUCUGACAAAGUUAAUGAUUUAAUUGUUGGGAGAAAGGAUGAAAUUAGUCGCUUAACUUCUUUAAUUCAGUCCUAUAUUGAUACAAGAAAAAGCGCAAGUUUUUAUGUCAGUGGAGCUCCGGGAACUGGAAAGACAGCUGUUGUACUACAUGUGGUUCAGAAUUUCAAUAAAGCCGGCGGAUGUGAUACUGCAAUGGUUAACUGUAUGCAGCUAACUUCAUGUACAAAUAUUUUUUCACGAAUAGCUGCAAUUUUGAAAGGUUAUGGAGAUAAAGAAAAUUAUUCUGUCACAGACGCUGCUUCUUUAGAGUGUUAUUUGAAUAAGUACUCACAAAAAAGAACCAUCAUUCUGAUUCUAGAUGAAGUAGAUCAACUGUCUACCCGUGGGCAAGAAUUACUUUACAGAAUUUUUGAAUGGCCAUCGAAACUUUCCUGUCAUAUUAUUAUCAUUGGAGUGGCAAACUCAUUAGAUUUACCAGAACGUCUAUUGCCAAAGCUGAAGUCGAAAACUUACAAACCUGUACAUAUUGUAUUUCGACCUUAUUCACGAUCUGAACUGGCAGAAAUUGUCCAAGCUCAUUUGUCUAGAACUGUGAACAACGGAUCGUGUAUGGAACCUCUUGCAAUACAACUGUGUUCUAGAAAGAUUGCUGCGUCUACAGGAGAUGCACGUACUGCACUGGAUAUAUGUCGCAGAGCCAUCGAUUUAGCUCAUCAAGAAGCACGAUUAAAAGAUAUGCCUAACAAAUUUACUCCAUUAAAUUCAGCUGUCGAUUCUCCUAGAACUCCAUCAAUACAACACAUCAGUAGAGCUUUGAAAGAAUCUCAGGUUGAUUCACCUCGGCCAGCAACACCAUUCAAUAGCAAUGGUACUACAACAACUGCUACAACAGCAAACAGUUCUGAACUACCUUUACAUCAUAAACUUUUAUUAGCCAGUUGUCUUCUGUUAAGACAACAGAAAAGUUUACGUGAAUUAUCAUUCAAUAUGCUGUAUGAAACGUAUACAACUAUUUGUAAAAAGAAAAAAAUAACAAAUUUAGAUGAAUCCGAAUUAUCUGCUGUCUGCGAUCUUCUUGAUUCGCGUGGAUUUAUUCAACUUACUGGUCCACGGUAUUCAAUUAAAGCUACACUAGGCACACCUGCACGUUUACGACGGAUACGAUUACGUCUAGAUGAUCGGGGUGUACAACAAGCACUUAUGGAUGAUCUUUUAUUAUCAUCAAUAAUGGAUAUGAAAUUGGACAAAUUGUAA